GUAAACUCAAUGUAUGGAUACAAUGGAGGAGCAGAAGCCACUAUUGGAACUGCGGCAGAUAUGACUGGAAUGGAUGCGGCUACAAUGGGAGCAGGAGCAGCUACAGAAGGUGCCUCUGAAAAUAAAACCUUGCAUAAAAACAUUAACUCACAGUAG
This is a messenger RNA of Strongylus vulgaris, 156 nucleotides long. The record is from the annotation of a GenBank genome assembly. NCBI's taxonomy places the organism in Eukaryota, Metazoa, Nematoda, Chromadorea, Rhabditida, Strongylidae.